Molecule: messenger RNA, 2470 nt
Organism: Pelobates fuscus (common spadefoot toad)
Lineage: Eukaryota; Metazoa; Chordata; Amphibia; Anura; Pelobatidae
Gene: CHST3
Product: carbohydrate sulfotransferase 3
Exons: 4
Coding region: 507-1898 (463 amino acids)
Biological process (GO): N-acetylglucosamine metabolic process; carbohydrate metabolic process
Cellular component (GO): trans-Golgi network; Golgi membrane
Molecular function (GO): N-acetylglucosamine 6-O-sulfotransferase activity; chondroitin 6-sulfotransferase activity
Source: RefSeq, a predicted model, not a curated record
UGCUUUCUGAGAUGAUGCACUCCAGGCUCCUGCCGGGACUAGCUGAACACUCACCAACUUCUCACCCAGGUCCUAACUCCAUCCACGAGUCCUACAAGGGUUACAAUCUACUGGACCAACUCUCGGAGAGAAAGAGAGAGAGGAGAAGACUUGGUCAGCUCAGAGUGUUAUGGAACGUUCAGCCACUGUAACUCUGCCUAGGAGAUCCCGUCUUUUUUUACCAUUCUAAAGCUUAUCAAGAAGACUUUGAAGCGAGCAGAGGGAGAGAGUUGGACAUUGGCAAUAUUUGUAAAAUAUCGCACAGAAAUCUGAAGAAAAAACAAAAGAACCAGGCAGCAGGGAAUCCUAAUGCAUGCUGAUUAUUAACAGGAUCAAAGCAGGAAGAACAUUUAAGAAGAAAAUUAAUAUUUCAACAUGUCUUGGUUGUAAUUUUUGAAUGAAAUGAUCCAAGGCUAUCUUCCCAUCCAGUGGAACAGAAGAAAGAAAACAUAUGAAUUUUCUCUUCCAUGGAUAAAUAUCAAAACAGGACCAUGGAUCUUCGAGACGUGCUGAGAACAAUAAGGAUGAAGGCCAAAUAUGCGCUCUUCUUGGGUUUUGUGGUGGUUUUGGUCAUCAUUGAAAAAGAAAACAAGAUCAUCUCAAAGGUAUCUGACAAACUUAAUUUGAAGCAAAUGCCACUGAAUCUUUUUGAGUUGAACAGCACAGACUCCAAUACUGAAUACACAGACAACAGUUCCUUGGCAUCUCUUAAUAAAUUAGAUUCUGACUUUUUGAAAUUUGGGAACCGACUGCUGAACGUCACUUUACAAUUUGGAGGAAACACCCAGUUGUUUGAAGAAAAUCAGAAGGCACCUCAUCGACAGAUUCUCCUUAUGGCCACCACCCGUACAGGUUCUUCUUUUGUGGGUGAAUUCUUUAACCAACAUGAAAACAUCUUCUAUCUGUUUGAACCUCUCUGGCACAUUGAAAGGACUGUGUCUUUUGACCCCACUGGGGCUAAUGCAGUGAGUUCAGCAAUUGUCUACAGAGAUGUUCUCCAGCAACUUUUUCUCUGUGAUCUUCACAUCUUGGAACACUUCAUCUCCCCCACCCCUGAAAAUCAUCUAACUAGAUUCAUGUUUCGUAGAGGUUCCAGCAAGGUCUUGUGUGAAGACCCAGUGUGUACUCCCAUAGUAAAAAAGGCCUUUGAAAAAUACCACUGCAAAAACCGUAGAUGUGGCCCUCUGAACAUUGCAUUGGCAGUGGAAGCAUGUUUAAAUAAAAAACACAUGGCUGUUAAGGCAGUACGCAUUCGUCAACUAGAAUUCCUUCGCACACUAGUUGAAGAUCCCCGUUUGGACUUGAAGAUCAUACAGUUGGUACGUGAUCCCAGAGCGGUGCUUGCAUCUCGCAUGGUUGCUUUUUCUGGCAAGUAUGAAUCAUGGAAAAAAUGGGCACUGGAGGGGGCAGCUCCUAUUCCUGAAGAUGAAGUUCAAAAGUUAAAGGGCAAUUGUGAAAGUAUCCGUACAUCAGCAGAAUUGGGCUUGAGGCAGCCAGAAUGGCUUCGGGGACGCUACAUGCUGAUCCGAUACGAAGAUAUUGCACGUUCUCCUCUUGAAAAAGCCAAAGAGAUGUACAGGUUUGCUGGGAUUCCAAUUACCCCGCAGGUGGUGGAGUGGAUCAACAAAAACACUCAAGCUUCCCAAGAGAGCAACGGCAUAUAUUCUACACAAAAGAACUCCUCAGAGCAGUUUGAGAAGUGGCGUUUUAGCAUACCCUUCAAAUUAGCACAGGUGGUCCAGGAUGUCUGUAAGCCAGCAAUGAAUUUGUUUGGCUACAAGUUGGCUAGUGAUUUAGAAACACUUACUAAUCGAUCUAUCAGUUUGCUUGAAGAAAGGGUUAAUUUUUGGGUUACGUAGUGCUCUCCUAUUUAUGGUAAAUUUAUGUACUGAAAAGGAACUGGUAGUGAAUUGAGUUCCCGAUAUAAGUGAUAUUUAAAGGGAACAUAUUUGCACCUGCUGAGCCGCUUUAUAGCCUUGUGUGCAUUUCCCGAUGAAUUGCUUCCUAAAUUAGGAAGCUCCAUUUAUUGCAAACUCAGGGGAAGAUGCUAGAGGCCGAUUAUCCAGAAUGGCUUUAAAAGUGGAUGAUUCCUGCUGAUGUAUAUAAACUGCCUACUUAUAUCCAGCAGCUAAAUUAAUGUUGGUCAGAAAACAAGGCUAGUGGCUUUACUUCCUCUCAAAGCUUCUCUACAGCACAAUCAAUAUUCAGAAGCUGAAUGGAGGAUUCCCGCACUAAAACACUCCCAAAGAGAUUUCUGAUCAUUGGACCUUAGGUAUAUGUACAAGUGCUGUGCACAGCAACAGAAAUAUCCAAACACAUUUCAAGUGCAUACAAACCACAUUAUGUUUUUUAAAAUGUAAAUUUCAUCAUUUUUUGUGAUGUCUGUUUUGUUGCAGAUUUCAUUACGUUGUUGUUUAAUGUUAAAAAACAA